UCUCUCCCAUUUAUACGCCGCCCGCCGCCGCCGCUGCCCCUCGGCGCUGGAUCCCUCCCGGCCCGGAGCCGGCAGCAGCGCGCAGAGCGGAGCUGCAUGGCCGUGGCUGAAGGCGGCUGCUGCGCGGCGGAGCGGUGCGCUGCGUCCUCGUACCCCUUCGCCGCCCGGGCGCCUCCUUCGCCCUCCUCCACCUCCGGGACCCCCGCUCCGGAGCCCGGCGGCAGCUCCCGGCCCGCCCCGCCGCACCUCGGGGCCGCCCCCGCUCCCGGCCGGCCCGCCCGCCGGGAGGAGGACGUCCCGCCGCCGCUCUCGCUGCCUUCGGACUCGGAGCGGCCGCCGGCGAUGUACCAGACCUUGGCCAUUUCGGCCUCGCAGGGCCCCGCGCCCUACGACGGAUCUCCGGGCGGCUUCAUGCACUCCGCGCCCAGCUCGCCCGUCUACGUGCCCACCACCCGCGUGGGCUCCGUGCUGCCCACGCUGCCCUACCUGCAGGGUGGUGGCGCGGCCCAGCCCGGCCACGCUCCGGCCGGCCACGUCUGGUCGCAGCCGGCGACCGAGAGCCCCUCGUACGGCGCCGCGGGCGGCGCGCACCCCUCGGGCCGCUUUCCCUACUCGCCCAGCCCGCCCGUGGCCAACGGCGCCUCGCGGGAGCAGUACGGCGGCGGCCUGGCGGCGAGGGAGCAGUACGGAGCGCUGCCGCGGCCGCUCAACGGCUCCUACCCGGCGCCCUACGCCUCCUACGUGGGGCCGCAGCUCGGCCCCGCCUGGCCCGCGGCGCCCUUCGAGAACUCCGUGCUGCACUGCCUGCAGGGCCGCGCCGCGCCCAUCCCCGUGCGGGCUCCCAGCGCAGAGCUGCUGGAAGACCUCUCCGAAAGCCGCGAGUGCGUCAACUGCGGCUCCAUCCAGACCCCGCUGUGGAGGAGGGACGGCACCGGGAAUUACCUGUGCAACGCCUGCGGGCUCUACACCAAAAUGAACGGCCUCAGCCGGCCCCUCAUCAAGCCCCAGAAGAGAGUGCCCUCGUCGCGGCGACUCGGCCUGUCCUGUGCCAACUGCCACACCACCACCACCACCCUCUGGCGCCGGAACGCCGAGGGCGAGCCCGUCUGCAACGCCUGCGGCCUCUACAUGAAGCUUCACGGGGUUCCCCGACCGCUUGCUAUGAAAAAAGAAGGAAUUCAGACAAGGAAACGAAAACCUAAGAACAUAAAUAAGUCAAAGGCAUGCUCUGGUAACAGUACUACUGCAGUUCCUAUGACUCCAACAUCCACGUCUUCUACUAACUCAGAUGACUGUAGCAAAAAUGCCUCCCCAAGCACACAGCCGGCAGCCUCGGGGGCGAGCUCGUCAGUGAUGUCCGGCCCGGGAGAGAGCACCAGUCCCGAAAGCAGCAACCUUAAGUAUUCAGGUCAAGAUGGGCUGUACACAGGAGUCAGCCUGACCUCCACGGCCGAGGUGACGGCGUCCGUCAGACAGGAUCACUGGUGUGCCCUGGCUCUGGCGUGACCCGCUGCCAGCCAAGCUGGAUCCCGGCACAGUGCAGCAGCCCCCAGACGUCCGUGCGGGGUUUCUUCUGCGGAGCGGUGGCAGCGAGAGUGCUGGCUAGGGACGCUCCUCUGAAAUUGUUUCCGUGCCUUGGUGGCAGAGGUGGCUUUCAGUUCCCCUAAGAGGCUCUGCUGAAGCAUCCUCAUCCUCAUCUAUGCAAGAAAACUGUAGGGAAAGCAAGUGCCCAGUGGGGAAUAGCUAAUGCAGCCAUACACACUCAAAAAAAAAAAAAAAAAAAAAAAAAAAAAGUAAAAAAUAUAAAAAGGAAAAAGGGAAAAAAAAAAAAAAAAAAGAAAAAAAAAGAAGAGAGAAACCUAGACCUAUUGAUAGAUUCCAGAAACACAUCUUCACUCACCCAGCAGUGCUGCCUUUCUGAUUGUAUAUUUGUUUUCACUCUCUCAUCACCUUCUCCUCCCAGGAAUUUGACGGACGCCGUCAGCGUUGGGGAGGCUUGAAUUAUUAGAGAUAACCAGAUACUUUCUGAAGUGUUGGUAGUGUGUACUGCUGGAGUCAGCGUGGGCGCUCAGAGCCGGACAUUUGACCUCUUCACCCGUCCUGUGCCCGCCUCGCUCUGCUCCCUUGUGCCAGAGCCCAGCGAUGCCCGGGGGAGAAAAUCACAGCCUUUGGUACAAACCUCACGGGGUCGAGCUGGUGAAGGACGUUUUGUUGUUGUUUAAGAUAUUUACUCACCUUGCAAGACUGCGCUAGAACUUUUGAAGUACACUGUGACUGAGGUUUAUGAAAGUUCAUAUUUUGUGGCUGAACUGUAUAGAGUCAGUCGAAAUUUGUAAACAGGGUAGCAAUCAGAUAUUUUUUCUUCCAUAUAUACAAUAAUUUUUUUUAAAAGAAGUGCAAUUUGCGUUGCAGCAAUCAGUGUUAAAUCAUUUGCAUAAGAUUUAACAACGGUUUUUAUACGAAUGAAUGAAUGUAAACAUUUUAACUUAAUGGUACGUAAAUAAUUUAAAAGAAAAAACUUAACUAGGCAUCCUUAGGCUUUUUAGUGCAACAAAACUCAUCCACUUUCUGUAUUUCCAGUUGCUAAAGCAGGAGUUUCAAAGAACAAGCCUUCUCUCAGGAAAAUUGCCCUAGCUGUUUGCUCCUAAGUUUUGUACAAAAAAGCAAAUGCAUCCCCAGGUUGGUUAUUUUUUUGCCAUUUGAAGAAGCCUGUACUGGAAAGAAACAAAUUGCAAUGAAACUUUACUACCUAACCGAUACAUAUGUAAAUACUCCAUAAGAUAUUUAGGCAUCUUUGAAGUUUAGGAUGCGAUCUGUAUAGUGUGACUGACACAUCGUUAGGUUGGUUUCCAUUGUUUUUUAAAUGGGAUGGCAUUUGGAAAGUUGUUUCAUCAGAGCUCUACAAAUAAAAGGGUAUCAUUUUUUUUCUGUACACCAUGCCUUCUCCUUUGUUUCAGCCACAGCAGUUAAUCUGUAUUAAAAGCUAUGGAUGCAGGCAGCAUGUCAGAUGGCUUCAAUGAUGUUCUUAAGUCAAAAUGUCCGCUCUGCCUAGCUGAGUCUGUGCCAUGAGUGGCAUUUUUAGAGCUCCCCUCUGUAUGCCUCCUAGAGGUAUGUACAACUGGGGUCGUGCACCUCCCAGCAUGAGCAUCUCUUGUGCACACAUGUUGUAUUUCUGCUUAAAUGCCUUGGGAGGACCAUAACGGUUUUGCUCGGCCUUCACACAGUAGCUAAUGUGUGGAAGGCAGGUCUCUUGUGUAUGUAAAAAUCAGCAAAUGGGCUGUCAGAGCCCUUGCCUGUCUGCUGGCAUCCUCUGGUGGCGAAGUCUGAAGGGCAACCACAGCUGAAGGCACUGAAAAAGGGAAGAUGUUGAUUUAGAGCUGCUGAGGGAAAUAGAAAGCUUCUGGCUGGCUUUGAGGACCAGUCCUCUGCAGUGCUUCGCUGUUGGGAGCAAGACUUCAUACUUUGUGUGUUUUCCAGCUAUGCUGGCUGUGCUGCUGGAUAGGGAUGUCGACUGCCUUUACCCUAUGGGUGGCUGCAGUGCAUCUCUUCACCUUCCUCAGAAUGAGAUCCAUUUGGGGUGAAGUGGGACAGCUCUUCUCCUUGCAGUGAAUCUAUGCUGCUGUGCACCGGCUGAGACCCUGCCUGCUUGCUUUUCAGCCUGUAAAACCCAAAGGGCUGAGGGCUCUGUAAUCCCAGGGCUGACGUGAGGACCAAGGGAUGGACACAGUGGCACAGGCCUCAGAGAGCAGCUUCUAGCAAACAGCCUCUCCUGGGGUUUGGUCUGUACCAGACCUGCUCAGCAGACACAAGGAGACUGUCAUGGUGCUGGACCACUUCAGUUCAUUGCGCCCUGUGGGUUAAUGUUGUGGUGCAGUCCAGCCCUGCUGACCUGGGGACCACAUGGGCUGGGAUCUCCUAACUUAAUAGAUGUUUAGCCCCAUCCAACUGGAAAGUGGGCCAUGCAAGGGAACACUGGGUUUAAAAAGCAGAGGGUGUGCGAAAGAGGAUGAAUCUCUUUCCUUUUGAAGCAUUUGUUGGCUGAAAGGCCCUUUUCUGUGGUUUUCCAGUGCUGACACUUAAAUGGAUGAAAAGCUGUCACUAAUAGGUGUUGAGCAGCCUUCAGCCUUAGCUGGAGUCUUGCUGGGCAGGAGGAGAGGGCCUUGUGGGUCAGAGCUACGUUCCUUGGGGUUAUCAUAAAACAGGGAGCUCAGACCAGCACAUCCUAAUUUGGAGCUGCUGACCCAGCAGUAAACUCAGCUGGCUGCUGAAACUCUUGCCAGCAGCCUAUGGAUGUCACGUUGCUUUGAAACCCUGUGCCCUGUGGCAUCAUUUAAGAGGGCUCCCAGGAAGCUCUUCUGCCUUCUCAGUACCACCUUUACCCAAGGUGUGACUUAGGAUGGUUCUCACAGAUAGGAAGUCUUGCAAGGCACAAAAAAAAUGUGAAGAGUUAUCUCGGAUCUGAGUCUGAAAACAUUCUUUUAGGUGAUAUAAGGAGUGGGGGGAUGGAGGGGAGAGGGGAAAGGGAAAAACAAAACCAAAAAACCAAAACAACCUUUCAUAGGGAAGGUGUUUCCUGUUUUUAUCAGCAAGAGUAUCAAGAAUUAAAUACUCUGCCUCCUUGGACAAGAGGCAGUUUUUUGUCCCUCUGCAAUAGAUAAGAGGGAUGCAGUACCGCGUUGCCUUAUUCUAUAGAUGCUGAGGAGCUCAAAGCCAGGUUCUGUUAUGAUUUUACAUAGAAAAAAUCUAAGAAUUCUAUCAGAGCUCUACAAGAGUACCUUCCUACUCACCAAAGCCAAUCUCCAAAUGUACAUAUUGCUGAAGCUGCUUGA
Messenger RNA from Phasianus colchicus (ring-necked pheasant), 4829 nucleotides. It is a transcript of the gene GATA6, whose product is annotated as GATA binding protein 6. The record is from RefSeq and is a predicted model, not a curated record. Gene Ontology annotation, biological process: negative regulation of transcription by RNA polymerase II; cell fate commitment; epithelial cell differentiation. Gene Ontology annotation, cellular component: nucleus. Gene Ontology annotation, molecular function: RNA polymerase II cis-regulatory region sequence-specific DNA binding; zinc ion binding; DNA-binding transcription factor activity, RNA polymerase II-specific. NCBI's taxonomy places the organism in Eukaryota, Metazoa, Chordata, Aves, Galliformes, Phasianidae.